UUUUCUUUUACCCUUUUGGAGAAUGUUUCGCUUUGGAUAUUUGCUCUUUUUCUGUGGGCUGAGCCAAGUUAUGUCAACUUAUCCAAUUUGGUGGUCGUUGGCCAUCGGCCAGCAGUACUCUUCUCUGGGGACGCAGCCCAUCCCGUGUGGCACCAUCCCGGGGCUCGUGGCGAAGCAGAUGCGGUUUUGUCGGAAUUACAUGGAGAUCAUGCCCAGCGUGGCGGAGGGGGUGAAGAUCGGCAUACAGGAAUGUCAGCACCAGUUCCGCGGCAGGAGGUGGAACUGCACGACGGUGAAUGACAACCUGGCCAUCUUUGGGCCCGUCCUAGAUAAAGCCACCCGGGAGUCGGCCUUCGUUCACGCCAUCGCCUCGGCCGGGGUGGCCUUUGCCGUCACCCGGGCCUGCGCGGAGGGCACGGCCACCAUCUGCGGCUGCGACAACCAUCACAAGGGCCCCCCGGGGGAAGGCUGGAAGUGGGGGGGCUGCAGCGAAGACAUGGAUUUCGGCAGCAUGGUGUCCCGGGAAUUCGCCGACGCCCGCGAGAACAGACCGGACGCCCGAUCCGCCAUGAACAGGCACAACAACGAGGCCGGGAGGACGUCCAUCACUGACCACAGACACCUGAAAUGUAAAUGCCACGGCCUGUCCGGAAGCUGCGAGGUGAAGACCUGCUGGUGGUCGCAGCCAGACUUCAGACUGAUCGGCGACUAUCUCAAGGACAAGUACGACAGUGCUUCCGAAAUGGUGGUGGAGAAGCACCGGGAAUCCCGCGGUUGGGUGGAGACCCUGAGGCCGAAAUAUACUUUUUUCAAGCCGCCCACGGAGCGGGACCUCAUCUACUACGAGAGCUCCCCCAACUUUUGCGAACCCAACCCAGACACCGGAUCGUUCGGAACCCGAGACAGGAUAUGCAACGUGACCUCUCACGGGAUUGAUGGGUGCGACCUGUUGUGCUGCGGACGAGGGCACAACACGAGGACUGAGAAAAGGAAAGAGAAGUGCCACUGCAUCUUCCACUGGUGCUGCUACGUCAGCUGCCAGGAGUGCGUGAGGGUGUACGAUGUCCAUACGUGCAAAUAAGCAGCCAUUCGCGUGGCAAGACUUUUACCUUCCAAAACACAAACUUGAGUCUGGUUUUUCCAGGCUUCGGCUCAGUGAGUCCUUUUUCGAUAUUACAAAAAAAACUUGAGACCGCUUGACUAGUAAAAAGUCUAACGGCGUCUUGGAAAUCCCAAGGUUCUCCUUGAAAGUAGCCUUCUACUUAGUCUGAAAUUUCUUGAAGCAACCCCGCUGUUACCCCACCGUCGGUUGGAUGGGCCAAUUUUUGUAGCCAGACGUGAUUCUGGCGAAAAGAACAACUUUUCACACUUCGCUGUUAAGGUUCCACUGCUGAUGUCUGAAAUGUUUUGAAUUAUGCUUCACCUGCUCAAAAAGUGAAUCAUUGAUACAACAUUCCAAGUCAAUUGUUUUUCCAAUUGACGGAAAAAAAAUGCCGAUGCCUUUCUUGUAGGUUGAUCUAGAUAUAGCCAUUCAUUUCAACACAUCUGUAGCGAUUAUAUAGAGUCGAGUCAUGGCUUAACAUUGCGUAAAAUUUUAGCAAAUGGCCCACCAG
Molecule: messenger RNA, 1613 nt
Organism: Nanorana parkeri
Lineage: Eukaryota; Metazoa; Chordata; Amphibia; Anura; Dicroglossidae
Gene: WNT3A
Product: Wnt family member 3A
Exons: 4
Coding region: 23-1081 (352 amino acids)
Biological process (GO): cell fate commitment; neuron differentiation; multicellular organism development
Cellular component (GO): extracellular region
Molecular function (GO): frizzled binding; cytokine activity
Source: RefSeq, a predicted model, not a curated record